AUGACAGGUCACAUCCGAAGGAAGGAAGCGGAUAUUGCUCUAGCACCAUAUACCCGCACCGAGGACAGGAAUAAAUACCUCGAAUUUACUGAUUCAUUAUACUCUGAUGUUCUACAAUGUGUUGCGGGAAAAGGCCAACCAGAAAUCGACCCGUGGGGAUUCCUGUUUCCGCUGGAUUCCGUGGUUUGGACGGCACUGUUGGCAUCCCUGGUGAUAGCUUGGUUGGCAAUGGUGGUGCUUGGCAGCAACAAUAAUAAAAAGAGUGUUGGACGCUUCACAUGGAUCACUGACUUAUUUCUAGAACAUCUAAGAGUAGCCCUUCGUCAAGACUUGCGCUUGGGGCAGCGACGUGGUAGUGAAAUGUUGUUGGUGUUGGGGUGGAUGGUUGUGACGAUGAUGGUGAUGUGGAGCUACAGUGGCAACUUGGUCUCUCUACUGGCGGUGCGAUACAUCUCCAAGCCGUUGCAGACCCUCAGGAACCUGCUCGACUCCUCCGUCACUCUGAUCAUGACGCGCAACGACGUUUUUAUUGAUUUCCUUCUCACAGUGAAGAGUGGUGAGUUGCAGGAGUUGGGAAAUCUAUACAAGGUGGGUCGGGUCAAAUACCAGUUAUCAAAAACCUUCCCGGACGUGAUGGAGAAGCUGGUCACCAAGGGUCACCACGUCCUCUUCAGCCCUGGCCUCGCUCUUGACCGACUCGCUGCCAACUACUUCGCAAAAACAGGACGAUGUGACUUCUAUAAGAUGAGAGAGUCCUUUUUCCCCCUCACCCACUGUAUCGUCGCACUCAAAGGAAACCUACUUGUUCGUGCCAUGAGUUAUAGGGUGAGGGCCAUACUGGAGUCUGGGCUGUACGACCACUGGUUGAUGAGCAGUAUCCCCUUCUCCACCGUGUGUCGCCAUGCGCCCUCCAUCAUCACAGAGAGGGAAUCUCUCGCCAUCAACAACCUCUGGGGGAUGUUGGUGGUGCUGGGCGCAGGACUUCUGCUGGCUCUGGUCACCUUCUGUCUGGAACUUUAUGUCAACAAACGCAGUGGUGACGGAGUCUCAUAGUCCUCCACAUCGUCACGUCACAUCUCAACACCCAGCGCAACUGUGACGACUUAGCCACAUGUACUGAGUCUGUGUCACAAGCUCAUACUCAUCGGUACUGACAAGGCUAUGAGAAGUUGCCACUGAUCAUCAUCACCACUGACAGGGAAGUCGUCAAGCUGACCACCAACCUAUGCAGUUGAACCUGACAAUUAAUUUUUGUUUUGUUUUAUACAUUUUUAAAUAAGCCCGAGUAAUAGCAAUGUUCAGCCGGAAAGUUUCCAGCCAUUGUUCUACGCACCUGAAAUUUCCGUGUUAUAGCUACUCAGUACAGUACCUUUAUAUGUCUUAUUAAGUCUACUGAAAAAGUCUGACCGCAGUUAAUGUUUAUGUAUAAAUAAACUAUUAAACUAACA
Messenger RNA from Homarus americanus (American lobster), 1448 nucleotides. RefSeq lists its product as uncharacterized. The record is from RefSeq and is a predicted model, not a curated record. The transcript has 7 exons. Gene Ontology annotation, molecular function: ligand-gated monoatomic ion channel activity. Lineage: Eukaryota; Metazoa; Arthropoda; Malacostraca; Decapoda; Nephropidae. Gene Ontology annotation, cellular component: membrane. The coding region runs from base 1 to 1053 and encodes 350 amino acids.